CACUAAAAAUCUGCAGUCCCAGGAUGAGCUGCAAGGUGCGGCUUAUGGAGGACGGUUCGCUGGAUGAGGAGCCACUGACCCUCAAGGAGAUCGCCUACCAGAAGCUCUGCAACAACCUAGACAUCAUAAGCAACCACAGGCCAGAUGGCCAGCGCAUCCUCAACUCGGGCAUCGUCCUGCCCAACGAGAUAUGUGACGGUUUCCUGGAGAACUACCAGCGUUUCAAUCGUCCGCUCGACGACAGUGUCAUCCGCCUCUUCGAGGACACACAGCGCACCUCCCUGAAGAUCGUCAAUCUGCGAAACAGUACACUCAGCAGCGUGGGUCUUGAGACCCUGAUGAGGCACAAGCUCUUCUCUCUGUCCAUGUGGUACUGCGACAUGAUCACCGUGGGAUCACACCACUUAUUAGCCCACUACGGCGACAGUCUGCGCUCCUUGGAGCUGGGCAUCAGCUCUCACCUGCUCCAGUAUGCGGAACCCAAUGAGAAGGAACCGGUGGACUUUCAGCUCACCUGUCCCCACCUGCGGCGGUUAGUGCUGAACGGCGUGGUGAUGCACCACCGGCUUCAGUUCGCCCAUCUGCACGAUCUGGGUCAUCUGGAUCUAACCUCCUGCGUGCUUGCUAAUUUUAGUUUAGAGGCAUUGGUGUCCCUGCCCAAUCUGCACACCCUCAUCCUGUUCAAUGUCUGGCCCAUAGCCAAUCAGCUGCAUGCCAUCUGCUGUCUGAGACGCCUCUGCACCCUGGACAUCUCCAUAUCUAGUUCGGGCAAUGGCCAGGGCACCUACGACCUGCCAGAUCAAACCUUGGAGAUGCUAAUGGACAACCUGCGCCACCUGACACACCUGGAUAUAUCCGGUACGAAUUUAGCUGGCAACGGGGUGGCCACCAAGGAGUCUACGAGUGCUAGCAGCACACAACUUAGCACCAAGAUGGAGCAGCAAUUUGCACUCACCGACAUACCGGGACUAGCAUCCCGCACCCAAAGGCCGCUCCAGUUCCUUGGACUGUAUCACACGGCCCACUGGGCCUGCAAGAGGCAUGACAUCCCGGCUCUCGAGGUGGCCGGAGAUGCCAACGAACAGCAGAUACUUACAGCAGCACGAUAUUAUCACGACAGACCAGUGCUAUUGACAAGGGUACUGAACGAUCUGUACCAUCUUUUCCGAUUUGAAAACUGCAAGGAUAUACACACGGCUCUGGAUGUGGUGCUCUCUGCGAUGGAUCGGCAUCUCAAGUUCAAGCACAUGCAGAUCUCCGGCAGUGCCACUCUAUUCUACAUAGUCAAGGGUAGGGAACGCUCUAAAUUUGGAACUCUGCUUCGCAACCACAUCAUUCGAACGCUCCUCAAUGGCAUGGAAAUGCAUCUCUCGGACGACACCAUGCUCCGGAAUGGUUAUCUCACCCUGACUCAGUUCCAUAUGCCCAUCGAUGUGCUCUUUGAAUACGAGCGUCUCAUUAAGAUCCUGCUGCAUGGCGUCUCUAAAACGGAACAGGAGGGAUUCGUCCAACGUAUUGCCAUCUAUCUGCUAAACACACUAGCGUGCCAGGUGGACGGACGACAGAAACUCUUCCUGGGAGAGCUGGGCGUAGUGAGUACAAUGCUGACACUUAUCAAGGAUCGCUUGACCCGAUCCGUGUUUGAUGAUGUUAUGGAAGUGGCGUGGUCCACCAUGUGGAACGUAACCGAUGAGACUGCUAUUAAUUGUAAGAGAUUCCUCGAUGGACGCGGCAUGGAGUAUUUCCUCAAGUGUUUACAUACCUUCCCCGAUCGAGAGGAGCUGCUGCGGAAUAUGAUGGGCCUGCUCGGCAACGUGGCCGAAGUGAAGUGGCUGCGACCCAAGCUGAUGACCCAAGAGUUUAUAGAGGUAUUCGCCCGACUGCUGGACUCAUUGAGCGACGGCAUCGAGGUGGGUGCUACUGCUAGCUUGUGUUCGAUGGUGCGCAAUAGGGAGAUACAUCCUAACUAUGCUAACCUGCGCUUCCAGGUCAGCUACAAUGCGGCUGGGGUCUUGGCGCACAUCGCCUCCGAUGGAGCCGACGCCUGGACCAUUAAAACGCCCUCACGGGAGCAUGUGCUGGAUCGAAUGGUGGCCGCCAUCCAGCGCUGGAACCUCAAGAGUGAGCGGAACAUCAAUUACCGCAGCUUUGAGCCGAUCCUUAGCUUGGUGCGCUGCUAUGAGACUCCCGAAUGCCAGCACUGGGCGGUCUGGGCCCUCGCUAAUCUAACCCAAGUGUAUCCGGAGAAAUAUUGCCAGCUGGUGGAACAGGAGAACGGCAUCCAGAUCCUGAACGAGCUGAUCGAACACGAGAGUCCGUACUCGGAGAUCAAGCGCAUCGCCCGCCUAGUGAUUGAACAGUGCGACUCUGGAUCAGAGCGGAUGAUCGAGGGCUAAGGCAACGACAGGAAUAUGGGAUGCACGAUAGCCUAAUUUGUUGUAAUGUUUUUCUUCUUAGCUUCCAUUGUUUCCCCAUUGUUUCAAAGGCAAAGUGCAAGUGUUAUGUUGUUCAGGAGAUUCUUCAAUCUCAAACUACUCUUUCCUUCCUCGUUUCCCCUCAAGAGGCACCGAAUGAAUGAUGAAACUUAAGCUACGCGAGAGAUUUAAGAAAAUGCAAAAACCUUAAGAGAAGCGAACAGGAUAUAUUCAAUAAUAUACAUUAUUUCUAGACUAUAUAUAUAUUAAUGUAUAUGUAUGUAUGAUGCAUCACAUGUGGCAAGAAAGCGAUCUAUUAGGCAGUCGAAAGUGUAAAUAUUGUUAAAAACCGGUAGAGGAGGAUAAACCAAAAGACAGGAGAAACGAGUAAGGCUAGCAAUAGAGCUCUCCAGAUUAAAGAAAACUUAAGAAUUCAAUUCCCGGGUCGAGUGUUCUUUCUUUAGCUACAUAUAUAGAAGAAUAUGUAUAUCUGAUCUGUUCCUAGAUUUGUGUUCAUUUUUUUUAUUAAAACCCGAAACUCCUGUUUUGUUUUUUUUCUCCGAUUUGACUCUAGCCUCAUCCGUAUCCGUAUCCGCAUCCGCAUCCGCAUCAUCCGUAAUCGAUCCAAGUUCGUGGAGAUUCAAUCUAUAUAAUCUAGCUAUAUAAACUAGAACCCUAGACUAGAACGUAAGAAAAUGUAAAUAAUUGCGUGUAUCAGUUAUUAGAGUUCUCCGCUUGGCAUUAAUUAUAUUUAUAACAUUGUAUGUUAUCAUUAGUUUCCUUAUAUUGUGUAUACAUAUAUACAAUUUUGAUUCGUAAGCGACAUCACACCUGUGUCUUACAAUUUCGUUAUCAAAAUUAUCCUUAUUCAGGAAUACUCUUCCCCCAUACAUGCUCUGGCACUCUGGUACUUGAGUAAACAUUUUUAAAACUAUUUACUGGAUAGAAAUUUUAUUUUCAAUUUUAUUUUAAAGGAAAAUUUAGAAUUUAAUAUUAUGUUAAAUAUAUAAAAUACAUAUCGAUUUCAAAAAGAUUGAAGAAAAAAGUUGAAAAACUUAAUAGUUUUGUUUUUGAAAUUUUACGAUUUUGUUUUAGAAAAGAGAGUUUUAUAGAUUUUUAAAAUAUAAAUAAACAAACAAAAAACUAAAUUUAUGUUUUUUUUUCAGUUAAAAUUUAUUAAAGUCAUAAUUUCUAUAACUUUUGGAUUGAAAUCCUUGUAGCAGAGUGUAGAGUGUGGUUGGGAGAGCUAUUCCCUCGUCUUUUUUUCCAUUUGUAUGUGGUAUGUGUACAUUUCAAUAAAGCUGCAUCACUGUAA
Messenger RNA from Drosophila ananassae, 3729 nucleotides. RefSeq names its product protein zer-1 homolog. Lineage: Eukaryota; Metazoa; Arthropoda; Insecta; Diptera; Drosophilidae. Gene Ontology annotation, cellular component: Cul2-RING ubiquitin ligase complex. The record is from RefSeq and is a predicted model, not a curated record. The coding region runs from base 24 to 2396 and encodes 790 amino acids. The transcript is spliced from 8 exons. Gene Ontology annotation, molecular function: protein binding.